UCACGUUUCUGUCACGAUGGUGACAAGUCCACAUCACGCACGUGGUCGCACGUGCGAUGGUUUUGAGGUUAGGUUGACAUUUAACCGAUAGUCCCGAGUUUCAAGGAAAUCGCGGGAUACAUUUGUUAAUCGCGCGAAUGAAAUAAAAAGCUGAGAAAAAACUUUUCUUUUCUCUCGAGAUGGAAGUUAGCGUGGAUGACGUGGUGAUGCCGGGCGAUAGGUUAACGAACAUCACGUCAUUCAAAAAGGAAAACAAAAAUGAGAAGGAGAUCGUGAUUUUGGGCCCUGGACUGCGUCGUGAGGAUGAUGCCGUUCUCAUUUGCAAAGCGGGUGUUCUGAGGAAACGCGAACCGGCCGUUUACUAUGUGGAUAGCUAUCAAAAACGAUACAUUCCCAGUCGAGGCGAGAAUGUCGUUGGUAUAGUGACACAAAAAAGCGGUGACAUUUAUAAAGUGGAUAUCGGAGGCAGCGAACAGGCGACACUAUCUUAUUUGGCCUUUGAGGGAGCCACGAAGAAAAACCGACCUGAUGUACAAAUCGGCGAUUUGGUGUACGGCAAAUUGCUGGUCGCCAGCAAGGAUAUGGAGCCGGAAUUGGUAUGCGUGGACUCUCAUGGCAAGGAAAAUGAACUCGGUAUGCUCAGCUCAGAUGGCAUGAUGUUCAUCUGCUCGCUGAGCCUCGUAAGGAAAUUACUCAAUCCGGAGUGUCCGUUGUUCAGGCUACUUGGAAGGAAUCAGGCGUAUGAACUUGCCGCAGGGAUGAAUGGCAGGAUAUGGAUCAAGGCGCGAUCGGUUCAAGAGACAAUAGCCGUGGCAAAUGCUAUUCUAGCGGCGGAGUUCACAGUAUCUAGUGAAAUGCAAAAACUCUGUUCCAAAAUCGAGAAAAUAUUAUUUCUUGCGGCUUAACGUUAGUGGACUUUGAGGAAAUUUUAUUUGGAUGAAUUAUUAAUGCAAAAGAUUAGCAUCGAAGAUUCGGUACUUUUUUUUAAAUAAAACUUAGAAAUUAGAAUAAUGCCUUAAAUGAACUCAAAUGCAUUUUAAAGCCAGUCCCACCUUGGCUUGUAAAAUAAUGACUACUUGCUGUUAUCAAUGACAGUUACAUUUAUUGUAUAAUAUUUGCAAUAAAUUCUGUAAAUAAAUCUGGAAGAGUUUUCUUAAUUGAUAUUUUAUGUGUAGGAAUAGUGUAGAGUGAGACAACCAUUGUGACAACCUGACGUGAAUUAAAACUAUAGGUACAAUUAUCACUAAAAGAUGUUAUCGUAUGAAUAUACAUACAGCGGAAGCAAUGAGCAUAGUACAUGAUUGUACAAGGUAUUAGCGUGAAACAAUAUAAUCAAUAUAAUUUAAUGUUUAGUUUAGAAGAAAAGAAGACUCGCUUCGUAGGAAAUUCAAAGUUUAAUUUCGCUUUAACAAAAGAAAUUUGAUGACAUUCGGAUAUUACACAUAGGUAUCGUAUUACACUAGUGAUUGCAGACAGUAUCGAUAUAAAGAUACGGAGUGCAGAACGCUGCUAAUUAUGAUAAUUUUCAUUACGUCUCGCUGAUAUGUGCCUAGUGUAAUGCUCUUUUCGGCUUACUCGAGCCGUGCGCGACUAUAUACGAUGUUAUUUGCCGUAACAGUCUAGAACAGUGACGAUAUUUUUGCACUCAAGCACAACCAUUACUUUCAUCUUACAAAAUAUUACUCGGAAA
Molecule: messenger RNA, 1690 nt
Organism: Acromyrmex echinatior (Panamanian leafcutter ant)
Lineage: Eukaryota; Metazoa; Arthropoda; Insecta; Hymenoptera; Formicidae
Gene: Rrp40
Product: exosome complex component Rrp40
Biological process (GO): U4 snRNA 3'-end processing; nuclear polyadenylation-dependent rRNA catabolic process; nuclear-transcribed mRNA catabolic process, deadenylation-dependent decay
Cellular component (GO): nuclear exosome (RNase complex); cytoplasmic exosome (RNase complex)
Molecular function (GO): RNA binding
Source: RefSeq, a predicted model, not a curated record